Molecule: messenger RNA, 7229 nt
Organism: Fundulus heteroclitus (mummichog)
Lineage: Eukaryota; Metazoa; Chordata; Actinopteri; Cyprinodontiformes; Fundulidae
Product: RNA-binding protein MEX3B
Exons: 4
Coding region: 718-2685 (655 amino acids)
Molecular function (GO): RNA binding
Source: RefSeq, a predicted model, not a curated record
GAUCCCUCCGCGCCGCAGCCGGACAAAAACAAGCGCAAGCUUCCCCAGCGAGUUAAACCCAAAGCGUCGCAGGUCGGGGAAGAAGAAGCGGCGGCGCGUCGAUGCUGCAUGUGGCCUCUGAACCCAUUGUUGUGUCGCGGCUGACGUCAGUGCCGUGUGUGCGGCAGACGGAGCGGCGUGCGCCUGGCGAGACAAAGGCGGCGGAGCGAGCGGGGUCAGGCGGCAGCAGCAGCAGCAGCAGCGAGCGGAGCAGCAGCAGAGAAUCACUGGCUUAGAACUCAAAGGGAACUCCCAGCCUCGGCUUUCAGCCACGCUUCUCUCUCCCCCCGACGAGACGGAGGAUGAAGACCCAGCGCCGCUCCUAGGAGUGUGCUUUGGCCUUCCGAGAAGAAGAAGAAGAAGAAAAACAUCGGCGCCCCUUUUUUUUUAAAGCUAUUUAACGGUUUUUCUCCCCCCCCCCUCCCCCCUCCUCCCUUCUCCAACGCCCCCCUCCAUUUAGCCUCGCUAGUUAGCCGCCGCGCUAAGCUCACUGCGCUGCACUGAUCGCCUCCUUUCUUGUUGCUCCUCGGCUUUCCCCCUCAACGCGGCGCGGCGAGCGGCCAGAGGACCCCCGGCGGCCAGACGAACUGAGGGUGAGAUCACUCCUGGGGGGAAAAAAACAACCAAAACAAAAACAAGAAGGCAUCCGUGAUCUGAUGUGAGAUCCACGGAGAGACUAUGCCUAGCCCUUUAUUCCACCCCGAGAUUAUGGACCACGACGUGGUGAUCAGCAGCCAGCACGGCGGCGUGGCUCUGCCCCGGGAGACGGACCAGGAGUCCCGGGACGAGGACCACCAGGAGGUUCUGCGCUUCGCGCUGGACCAGCUGUCACUCAUGGCCAUGGACAAAGUGGACUGCGGGGGCGGAGGCGGCAACGGGCUGGUGGUGGACACCCUGGACGGGACCCCGGGCCCGGAGAGCUGCAACGGCGUGGGCGGAGGGGGCUACGUGGAUCUGCAGAUGAUGGAGCACCCCGGCGGGUCCCGGGACUCGCCGACGUCCUGCUCCCCGUCGCCGGAGUACUACGGGCCGGGCGGGUACCACAUGGCCGCGUCGCACCCCAUGCUCCACGGGGAGCAGAGCUCCGUGCUGUGCAGCAGGAAAAGGAGCGUGAACAUGACGGAGUGUGUGCCCGUGCCCAGCUCCGAGCACGUCGCCGAGAUCGUGGGCAGACAAGGUUGUAAGAUCAAGGCCCUGCGUGCUAAGACCAACACCUACAUAAAGACCCCCGUCAGAGGGGAGGACCCGGUCUUCAUCGUGACGGGCCGCCGGGAGGACGUGGAGAUGGCCAAGCGUGAGAUCGUGUCUGCGGCCGAGCAUUUCUCCAUGAUCCGGGCGUCUCGCUGCAAAGCUGGAGGGCCGGGGGGAGGAGGCUCUCUGCCCGGCCCUCCUCACCUGCCGGGGCAGACCACCAUACAGGUGAGGGUCCCUUACAGAGUGGUCGGCCUGGUCGUGGGGCCGAAAGGCGCCACCAUCAAGCGCAUCCAGCAGCAGACUCACACCUACAUCGUGACCCCCAGCCGGGAGAAGGACCCCGUCUUCGAGGUGACGGGGAUGCCGGAGAACGUGGACCGGGCGAGGGAGGAGAUAGAGACCCACAUCACCCUCCGGACCGGCACCUUCGUGGACCUGCAGGGAGACAACGACUUCCACACCAACGGCACCGACGUCAGCCUGGAAGGCCUCGGCUCGCUCAGCGGGGGGCUCGGGGCGUCCCUCUGGUCCAGAGCCACGGGCCACCACUCCGCCCCUCCUCCCCCGCCGCCUCCUCCGCCCUCCCCGCCGCCGCCGCCCCUGCCCAUGUCCAUGCACCACUCCUCCAGCAGGAAGAUGUCCUCCUCGGUGGCCUAUCACACGCACAACGGCGCCAUGAGCUCGGAAGCCUUCAGCGCCAGCAGGAGGCCCAACGAGGGGGGCAGCCCCACCAGCCCCUUCAGCACGGGCUCCAGCAGCGCCGGAGGCGGGUUCACCUUCGGGGGCGACUCCACCCCGGGACUCGCUUCCUCCGACGAACUGGGCUUCGAGUUCAGCGCUUCCAACAUCUGGGCGCCUUUUGUGAACGGCGCGGCGGGGAACAAGACGCCCUCCGCCUCCUCCCAGCAGCAGCCUCUGCGCCGCAACAGCAGCGGCCUGAGCGGCGGCGCCAUCACCCCGCGCUUGUCUCCCACCCUGCCUCAGGACUUGGUGGUGGGCCCCUUGGAUCACCCGCUGGCCCGCCGCGCCCAGAGCGACCCGCUCAGCACGCUCUCCUGGCUGCAGUCGGGCAGCACGGGCGGCGGCUCCUUCUCGGGCGCCUCCAGCUCCAGCUCCGGCGGCUCGUCCACCGGCUACUCCUCCUGCUCGGCCUCCUCCCUGCCCGGCGGCUCGCCCACCGACUCGGAGGGCGGCGGCAGCGGCGUGGGGAUCACCUCCGGGAUGCUGAGCCGCCUCAAGGCCGGCUCCGGGGUGGCGGCUCUGGUGGCCGUGGGCCCCGGGGUCAACAGGGACUGCUUCGUGUGUUUCGAGAGCGAGGUGACGGCGGCCCUCGUGCCUUGCGGCCACAACCUGUUCUGCAUGGAGUGCGCGGGACAAAUCUGCCAGUCGGCCGAACCCGAAUGCCCCGUCUGCCACACUCCAGCCACACAGUGCAUCCGCAUCUUCUCCUAAUGCCAGGGCCGGCUGGGCGGGGGGGUCUUAGGGGCGGGGCGGGGCGGGGGGGGGCAGACAGGUACCAGCUGUGGUGGAGGACAUGGAAGGAGACACACUAACAACCUUCACACAGAUGAUGGACCAUUAUUAAAUGCAUUAAUAGAGAUGAUGAUACUUUACGGAUGUUGAUAUAUUGCUGAUAACUGUCAGAUGAAUAAUACCAGUAAUAAUAAUAAUAAUAAUGACUUAUUUUCCAAGGGAAGUUGAAUGCAGCUUGUCUGCAGCCGCUCGGGGCUCAGACGGUCUCUCGGUGGUGAACUUAUGGAAGGAAACUAGUGUCUUAUAUCUCUUCAGGCCUUCAUUUUGACGUGGAGCGGCCCACCCUGCGGGCCGUCGCCCGUCCGUCUCCACGCGUCUUCAUUCUGGCUUCUUGAGAUCUCUGCCUGCUUUUCUCUCUCUCUCUCUCUGUCUCACAGCCUUUUUUCCUUUUGACACUUUUGUACUUAACAGAUAUUUUUCGAUAAAACUGUCAACGAGGCCUGCACUUUUCUACUCCUCAUUUUAACGCCCUCAAACAACCUUCCUCCUCCUCCUCCUCCCCCGAGGUCUUCUCCGCGCUCUUUCGCUCGCUCAUGCUAAUUUUCUUUUUCUUUUGUGACACAAAGAGGAAAAGGUUCUUGGAAUGUCUUUAUUCCUGUUUUUAUAUAAAGCAAAAAGAGACAUUUUCUUUUUUUUUUUUUUUUAGGUGGGCAUCUUAGUCAGGCACCUAUGGGAAAACACUACACUUCUGGAGGAACCUCUUCAGGGCGGGUCCUCCGCGCCACACAAAAUUUAGCCAUGCGAUAAAUAAGCCAAACGAAUACCGAGACAUGCUCUGUGAUUCACUUUGGUGACACGUUUGGGGGGAACCUGGAUGAGUCUCGGCCACGUUAGCGGCGUGGCUGCUGAUUAUUCAGUAAUAAGUGAGAAAUGUACCCUUUUUUUUUCUUCUGGCGAUGCUGACGGCCUGUGAUUGUGGUCGGUUUGUACGUUUUGGACUGCCUGACAAUCCCUCCGCCACCUCUCUUUUUCUUCUUCUCGUGCGUUUGUGGUAGUGUGAGGCCCAGCGGCGCCAGUGGGCCGCCGCCGCCUCCAGAGGGCGCCAUUUUGUCCGUCUGAUCAUCUCGUGCCUGUUACGCUUAGAUCUGCUCGUUUUUUUUAAGUGUUUUUGUUUCUUACUAGUUAAUGACUCGUCUGUGUAGUGUGUGGGUAGGACAUGUUUUUUGAACUCUAGGAUGAGACAGGGCUUCGACGUCACAUGAGAAUGUUUGGUCCAAUACGGUUAAGGAGAGAAGACUAACAAGGGGCUUGAAAAUUAAGUUUUCACGCACUGUAAUUCCCCUUCUUUUUUCUUUCUUUUUUUUUAUUAACAGCUUUUGCUGUUUUCGUUUCGGUCUUCCACUCCUCCCUCGCAGCAAAGCUGUACGGCACUCUCUCAGAUGACACUGUUGUACCUAUAGAUGGAUUCAACGUCACUCCACUUCCUUCUCCCUGGAACGGCUGGCCUCCCUUUAGGCGGGGAGACGAGACGUGGCGAUUUUUAAAAUGGGAGCAAAUGGAUCUUCUGGGGUGUGUGGUGCGAUAAAAGCAAAAUGGACAAUAUGAUGGGCAUUGAUUGGCAAGGCUGAAUAGAAAAGUAAUAGGACUAGAGGCUGUGACCAUAGCUGGUGGAUAAAAAGCCUAAGGGCCACGGAUUGAAGCGUCCUAUCUGGACUGAUGGACAGAAUGACGCCUUGGGCGAGUUUGUCUUUCUGCCAUCCAAUAACCAAUAAUGCAGGAAAUUCUCUAAAUUUCUAACGCAGAAUAAAACGCAGCGCAAGUGAAAUGGUCUCCCUACUCUCAGCACCAUGCAUGGGGAGCAACUGGGACCCCACACGGCCUUUCCUUAUGCCGCCCUGGGCAUCUGCCCUAUUGGCCGAACUUACACCCCAGCCGAUGUUUGUUUUCAUAUAUAUAUAUAUAUAUAUAUAUAUAUAUAUAUAUAUAUAUAUAUAUAUAUAUAUAUAUAUAAAAUGAAAACAAAUAUAGAGCCCUUCACUUCUUUAGAUCAAGCGUCUCAUGAAUGUAAAACGUCCUCUAGGACCAACAGCGGCUAAAAGAGACCCAAAACCAGGGAAAUUGAAUGGUGGCGUUGUGGAUCCUCCGAAGACAAGCUUGCUGACCCCCCCUCAGCGGGGGCCACCAAUUGGUCCUUGCUGUCUGGUUUUUAUUGCACCCAACACCCCCAGCAGACGGAUUGACCCGCCCAUUGGCAUCGAAGCGCUCAGUUUCUCCCCCCAGAAAGGGCCAAGCCCCCCCGGAUGUGUUAAAUCCAUCUAUCCAGCGCUGUACUCUCGGCAAAAUGUAGUGCACUAUAUAGUUAGUAGUGUGAGAUGUGUCCUGUGUUUCAUAGUAUUACUCCAAUAAGGUAGGCGUGUCCGGUUUUGUGUUUGUGUUGUUUUUUUCCCCCCCCUCUCGAGGGGAGGAGAAAAAAAAAAGUUCAACGAGUUUGCAGUAACUGCCUCUUAAAGUGUUAAAAACGCUGCAUUUCGGGCGGCUGACUGAAUCUGCCCCCCCCCCCCCCCCCCCACCCUUUCUCUUUUUAGAUUAUUUUUUUUUCCUCUCAUAGAAUGAGACAAGCCAUGACAACUGAACUAAAACAAACAUUCUCAAGGGCUUCCUCUGACUGCACAGACACAUAAUCACACAUGUUCAGGCUCUCACCGUAUAGGAAGAAUCGACGUAUCCUUUAUGGCAGCUAGUAGCUAGGUCAUCCAGGGCUUCCAGACACUUCUUGUGUUCCAAUCCCAGCAGCUGCAGAAUGUUGUUUUUUUUUCUGUUUCGCUGUUUCGUGUUGAAUUGUUUAGUUUAGUUUAGUUUUUUUUUUUUCGGUCGUCCUCUGCACGUUCAUCUCAUCCGGGUCCUGUUGGUGAGCAAAAGACCGAUCAGGACAGGUCGCAGGGGUUUUUACUGACAUACAACCAACGGUGAUGUGUUGCUUUUUUUUUUUUUUUUUUUUUUUAAACUCAAGUUAUACUUUUGGUGCUCUGGUUAGUCUCAACGUGAUUGCGGUUGCGACCGUUGAGUUUGGGGCCGCUUUCUGGAAAAGGUUCGCGUUCGCAUAUAUCUAUAUACACAUAUAUAUAUAUAUUUUUUGUUCUUGUAGGAGAAAAUGCAACCCGGGAGCUGGAACUUGCUAAGUCUUUGCAAAGGACUCGUCCACGGUGCUUUUGGUGCAACUCCCUACUGAGUCUCAGAGGGGGACAGGGCAGCGAGGGGCCGCCAUUAACUUCUCAGAACAACACCCACCCCCACCCCUCAAUACCCCGGCUGCACCAUAGACCUGACCCCCACCCCCCUCCUUGAAAGAAAGGAAAAAAAAAAACAACCACCUUGUGUUUAAGCGGGCAACGAGCCCCCGUUCCCUCCCCUUCCUGUCGGAUCUGUUGCUGCGUUCUGCGUCCUCAAACUGGGAGCAGAUGCGGGGGCCGUCUGAACGAGCACAUCUGUGACGGUCUGUCGAGGCCCUUUUUCUUUAAGCUGUCCAGGCGGACGUGUUAAAAGAAUAAAUUUGUUGUAUUCUGCCGGACGGGUUUUCAUAGUAAAUCGUAGAGGUUCUCCUGGCCAACGAGCAAAUGUUUUAGGGUUGAUGUACAGUGAUUUUUUUUAUUUUAUUUUAAACGUUAAGAAGGUACAAUUUUCCCCCCUCCCCAGAUUGACUUUUUUUUAAUGUUGAACUAAUUGUAUCCCCCUCCCCUAUUUCCUUCCUUAAGGUUUGAAAACAGGGUUUCCUGAGGCAUGCUAGUCAGUGACCUCGGACCUCUUUUGUGAUUAGAGGGGGGGGGGCGCUAAGGGAGCAGCGCCAGCGGAGGGGGUAACAGGCUCCCCCUCAAGCCUCCCCGCUCUCUCUCCUAUUUUUAUUUUUUUUUUGCUUUAAUUCUCUUUGUAUGCAGAACCAAAAUGUUAAAAGCCGUCGGCGAACUAGGUUUUAUGUGUAAAUACCCUGGAUACAAUCAACAGGAUCUUGUUUUUCAAAAGCAAAAAGGACUUAAUUGAAGAUAAGUGUAGUUUCUAAAGAACAUGUAUCAUUAUUUGUAAGUUAACCAUCUGCAUGUCUUCAAAGCCACCCGGCAUUAGCUAAUAAUUUUUAAGAUGAAAAACAAAAAAAAGUUUUUACAUGUUUUAUUUUUUACGACUUUAUUUGCUUACCUAAAUAUCCCAGACAAUAAUGUGACCCUUUUUUUUUUUUUUUUUACUUCAAAAUUUUAUUUUUUAUUUUCCACUUUUUCUUGUGUUCCUUAUUUUCCUGUGUACUACAUAUAGGCAAUUUAUAACAAAAUGAGAAAAAUUAUUGAAGAAAUUUUAAAAUUGAAAUAUAUUUUAUUUGAAAGUUUAUGGACCUUUUAACCGUGAGCCGGAGAAAUUGUAUAAUCGUAUAAUUUGAGCUGACUUGACGGUUAUGAGAAAUGUAUCAAGAGUUUUAUUUUUUAUGCUUCUUUAAUAAAGUCUUGUUUUUUGGUUUCAUUUUUUUACUGUAAAAAUAC